AUCGGUGUGCCUCCAGCAGGUCCUCUCAAAUCCACCUGCUGAGGAUCUGAGGUUAGGGAGAGGACCGCUAGUCUUCCACUUGCCCGUCGAGAGAGCAAUUAAGGAGAUGCCCGCAUGGAGUGAGUCUGCAGCAGGGUCAGGUGCACUUCUAGGAGGGCGCCCAGACUCGAGAGCGACCAGCCCAUGUUCCUCUGGAGGUGAGACACUGCAUGGUGGUCCAGGGUUCUCCCUGAUCAUGGCAGGGGUCGGCAUGCAGGGAAUGUUCAAAUGAAGUUACAGCCAAUGGCAGAGCAGGCAGGUUUCUGCUGGAUACAAGAGCCUUAGUACUGAAGUGGUACACUGAGAGACACGGAGAGAGGGAACAGUGACAGCAAGUCAGAGGGAGGGAGAGAGAAAGAGAGAGAGUGUGAGAGAGAGAGAGAGAGAGAAAGAUAGAUAGAACACAGCAGAGCUUGGCUACUGUGGAUGGCUUGGAUCGUAUUAGACAUUGUCUUUGUCUUUUUAAACUUAUCAUUUACAGUAACACUAACACAGAUAUGUAGAGUGUUCUGUCUGAAUAGCCUCAGCUAUGAUUCUCACCUGGCUGCCCACCUGAAUGGAAAAAGCGGGAAAACUGCAAGAUGAAAAUCUCAGCCUACAUAUCUCAGGCAAGGUGAGAGAAGGUUAUUCACUGCAUAUACCUGACGGCCAAUUGAAGAUGAUCUGAGCAGAAGACAGUACAAAUGAUUCAAAGGACAGAAAAGUAAAUUAUACGAAAAAUCACAAUUUUUAUGAAAGUCAGUAAAUUAAUGCAGAGAAUGAAUGUUAUUUUUCAUGUUUUCCCAUAAGAAAGAAUUUUUCAGAGCAUACCGACUUGAUAAAAGACUUCUCUGACAUUGUCAGGAAAGGUCCUCUUCCAUGGUUGCAUCUCAGGGGUUCUGUCGGUAAACAUAUUGACAGUGCUAACUAUGACCCAGGAUAACAUUGGAGGUUACUUUGCAUUUAUACAAGAACAACCCCAGCAGAAGCAGUAAUGUCAAAAGAUAAUGAAACACAAAUAGUGCUUGAUCCCACGGGGCUGCUGAACUUGUCUUCAGAUGAGAGUGUCAGUCAAGAGCAUGAUGUCAGCAAGAUCAUUAUCCCAUCGAUAUAUGCUUUGGUGUUCUGUCUGGGGGUCACGGGCAAUGCUAUGGUCAUUUAUGUAAUCCUGAGGUAUGCUAAGAUGAAGACGGCGACUAACAUCUACAUCCUGAACCUGGCCAUCGCUGACGAGCUCUUCAUGCUGAGCGUGCCCUUCCUGGCCACCUCUGCAGCCGUGCACCGCUGGCCUUUUGGCUCACUGAUGUGCCGCCUGGUCCUCAGUGUAGACGGCAUCAACAUGUUCACCAGCGUCUUCUGCUUGACCGUGCUGAGUGUGGAUCGUUACAUUGCCGUGGUGCACCCCAUCAAGGCGGCCCGCUACCGCCGGCCCACAGUGGCCAAGGCCAUCAAUGUGUGUGUGUGGGGCCUCUCACUGGUGGUCAUCCUGCCCAUCAUAGUCUUUGCUGACACUGUUCCCUCACAAGAUGGUGGCGUUGACUGCAAUUUUCUAUGGCCGGCUUCCUCCUGGUCGGGAGCUUUUGUGAUCUAUACCUUCCUAUUGGGGUUCCUUCUACCAGUGACAGCCAUCUGUCUCUGCUACUGCCUCAUGGUGUCACGUAUGAGGGCAGUCGGCCUAAAGGCUGGUUGGCUACAACGGCGUCGCUCGGAGAAGAAGAUCACGCGCAUGGUGCUCCUGGUGGUGGCUGUGUUCAUGGUCUGUUGGAUGCCGUUCUAUGUGGUGCAACUGAUCACUGUAUUCUGCCAGCCGCCUGACCCUAUGGUGACGCAGCUCCUUGUCAUUCUCAGCUAUGCCAAUAGUGGUGCCAAUCCGAUCUUGUACGGCUUUGUCUCUGACAACUUUCGCCGUUCCUUCCAGCGAAUUGUGUGCUUUCGCUGGCUGGGCAAUGGGCUUGACGGAGAGCAGGUGGACUACUGUGCCGUCAGCGUCAAGAGACAAGUCACCUGUGACGUACAGGACGUUCGGAAAGACUGCUUGGUUUCUGACAUGCCCUAUCACAACGGCACCUGCACUUCUCGUACUACUGCUUUGUGAAGCUGAUUGCAGCUGGGAUGUUCACUAAGAGUAAAGAAGCACCUACUAUUUUCAGGAAAAGCACAGAGACAAUACAUCCAUUCUUCUAUUCAGAGUCUCCUGUAGACAGUGGAUUAAUGAAACAUCUUUAGAAGGUUUUCAGAUUAUUUUAGCUGUCUGUAAUAGUGCUUAGUAUUUUGUAGACAUUCCAAGCAUAUCAGUAUGAAUGAAGUAAGAGUUAGUAUGUAUUUGUAUAGCAGAUGCUUAUAUCCAAAGUGAUGUACAGUUGGUCAGCCAUGUGCCUGGAGCAGUUGAGGUUUAGUGCCGUCCUCAAGGGCCCAGAAGAAAACUCACUCCACUGACCAUGAGAUUUUAAACAAUUACCUUCUAAGUCAUAAUACACUGAGUCACACACUUCCCAGGAGCUUAACCUGUAUUAAGGUAUUUCUUUUAAUUUGCCAACAAAAUUUGUUAAAGUGACAAUAUUAUUAUAUUACAAAAGUUCAAUUUGUUUAUGUGUUUGUGAAUAAUGCUGCUACUUGUACAUGUUAUUACAUCUCAGAUUUAGGGAAUUGUUUAGUUAUGAGUCUCCUGCUUCUGUUCCAAAGCUACUAAAGAGUUAUUAAACUGGUGUGCUAAGUGCGACACUUUGAAAAUGAACAACCAAAAAUGUAUGUUUUUAUCUAUUGAUGAAUGUAACCCAUCAAUUGAUGUCUUGCAUAAGUAAAUCUCUCUUCUUAAAAUGAUUUCCUAACUCAUCCAGAAUACAUAAGUACAGCUCAGCUGCCACAUUGAUGCAAUUGCCUUGUAAAUAUAAGAAAUGAAAUUGGAGCAUCUGUGGACCUACAGUAUAGUCUUAAGCUAGGACCUGUGAUCUCUUACAAGUUAGUGGGCGAUAACUUUGUAGCCAUUAGAAAAGAAUGCCAUGCAUGAAGUUUUUCUUUGUAGACACAAAGAAAAAAAUAAAUACUGUAGAAAUUAAAUAAAGUGUUUUCUUGUGA
Messenger RNA from Paramormyrops kingsleyae, 3093 nucleotides. Its product is annotated as somatostatin receptor type 1-like. Gene Ontology annotation, molecular function: neuropeptide binding; somatostatin receptor activity. Gene Ontology annotation, biological process: neuropeptide signaling pathway; cellular response to glucocorticoid stimulus. Gene Ontology annotation, cellular component: plasma membrane; neuron projection. The record is from RefSeq and is a predicted model, not a curated record. Lineage: Eukaryota; Metazoa; Chordata; Actinopteri; Osteoglossiformes; Mormyridae.